AUGGCACACAUCUACGAUCUCGCUCCUCAACUCAUCUCGAGCAAUUAUAAAGACGGGAUUAGAGCCACCGACCAGGUCAGGUACCCAGACACGCCUGUCUUUCAGGGCUUCAAUAAACCGUCGCGUUUGGAAGGAGACGUCUACGACUUGGAAUUCACGGGCACCAUCCCGCCUGAGAUAAACGGUACGUUCUACCGCAUCCAGCCCGACCACCGGUUUCCGCCCAUAUUCGAGGAUGACAUCCAUUUCAACGGCGACGGGAGCGUCACCGCCAUAAGGAUCCAGAAUGGUCACGCGGACUUUAAACAACGGUAUGUUCAGACGGACCGGUAUAAAGCAGAGACAAGCGCGAGAAAAGCCCUCUUUGGAAGGUAUAGGAAUCCCUUCACGGACAACGAGACGGUGAAAGGCGUGAUCCGGACGGCGGCAAACACGAACAUUACCUUCUGGCGCGGUGUAUUGCUGGCAAGCAAGGAAGAUGGCCCUCCGUAUAUCAUGGACCCCGUUACUCUGGAAACAAUCGGCCGAUACGACUUCGAAGGACAAAUCCUCACACCUACCUUUACAGCGCACCCCAAGUUCGACCCAGACACAGGAGAAAUGCUGUGCUUUGCAUAUGAGGCUGGCGGAGAUGGCCAUGAUGGCUCGAACGAUAUUGUAGUUUGGACGAUGGACAAAGAUGGCAAGAAGACCGAGGAAUGCUGGUAUAAGGCCCCAUUUUGCGGAAUGAUCCACGACUGUGGUGUCAGCAAGAAUUACAUGGUGUUACCGUUGACGCCCAUUAAGUGGACGGGCAUGGAUAGGCUGAAGAACGGAGGUAACCACUGGGCGUGGGAUCCAAAUGAAGACCAGUGGUAUGGUGUUGUUCCUAGACGGGGUGGAAAACCAGAGGACAUCGUUUGGUUUAGGGCUGAUAACGGAUUCCAUGGCCAUAUCGCAGGAUGCUAUGAGAAUGAAGACGGCCACAUUGUCUUCGACCUCACAGUCGCGGACGGCAAUGUAUUCUUCUUCUUCCCACCUGUCAAUGAGAAAGAAGGACCCCUCGCCAAGCGCAAUCAACUGCGAAGUCCGACCACUCGAUGGAUAUUUGACCCCAAAGCCAAGUCAGGAACAAGAGUCACUCCCGCAGAGACUUGGAUGACGAACGGCGAGUUCUCCCGGAUCGACGACCGGUUCGUGACCAAGAAAUACAAGCACUUUUGGCAGGCAAAAGUCGACCCGACGAAGCCUUAUGAUUUUGUAAAAUGUGGCUCGCCGGCAGGAGGCUUAUUCAAUUGCUUAGGCCAUUACAGUUGGGAUGACAGGACUGAGGACGUUUUCUUCGGGGGACCGACCGCGACCUUUCAAGAGCCCGCAUUCAUACCUAAGGAGGGAGGUGCUGAGGGAGAAGGCUAUCUCAUUGCAUUACUCAACCAUCUUGACGUCCUUCGGAACGACAUCGUCAUUAUGGAUGCACUAAACGUGGCCAAAGGGCCGCUGGCGGUGAUACACCUGCCUUUCAAACUGAAGCUGGGCUUGCACGGGAAUUUCGUCGACCAUAGAGACAUCGAUGAAUGGCAGAAGAGAAGGUCCGACUCGGGCGAUAUUGGACCAGCUGAGCCAGCGAAUAAACCUUUACCCUGGCAGAUCCGCGCAAGGGAGUUGGGCGAGAAUGGGCAGAGUGGAAAUGGGCACAAUGGAGUCAAUGGCGCCGCAUCCAAUAGCGUAGACGGUAGCCACAAAAGUGCCAGGAUUGAACAAUAG
Molecule: messenger RNA, 1743 nt
Organism: Cladophialophora psammophila CBS 110553
Lineage: Eukaryota; Fungi; Ascomycota; Eurotiomycetes; Chaetothyriales; Herpotrichiellaceae
Exons: 2
Coding region: 1-1743 (580 amino acids)
Biological process (GO): carotene catabolic process
Molecular function (GO): carotenoid dioxygenase activity
Source: RefSeq, a predicted model, not a curated record